Messenger RNA from Limulus polyphemus (Atlantic horseshoe crab), 4534 nucleotides. Its product is annotated as formin-like protein CG32138. Gene Ontology annotation, cellular component: cytosol. Gene Ontology annotation, biological process: cortical actin cytoskeleton organization; cell migration; regulation of cell shape. The record is from RefSeq and is a predicted model, not a curated record. Lineage: Eukaryota; Metazoa; Arthropoda; Merostomata; Xiphosura; Limulidae. The transcript has 27 exons. Gene Ontology annotation, molecular function: small GTPase binding; actin filament binding. Bases 111 to 3155 code for a protein of 1014 amino acids.
GGACGUUUCACUGGAUUGAAUUAUGAUAUGUAAAGAUAUAUAUAUAUAUGAGAAUGUAACCUGAAAUUUAACAGGGUAAAAAUUAUUCGUUUGUUUUUUGGAACCCUAAAAUGGGAAACUCUGAAAGUGAAAGUUUGCAGACGACUGUUGAUCACCAGCUUUCGUUGCAAAGUAAAUCGUCUGGAGUUUACAACAUCAAAAUGCCCAUGCCGGAACCAAAUGAGUUAGAAAGAAGGUUCACUUUAGUUUUGGCGUCCAUGGAUCUUCCUCCAGAUAAGGCCAAACUUCUCAAGCAAUACGAUGAUGAAAAGAAAUGGGACUUGAUUUGUGACCAGGAGAAAGUAAUGGCCAAGGAGUCACCUUCCUUCUAUCUUCGAAGGCUGAAGACUUACCUGGAUCCUAACGCCUCCAGAAGUUCUCGGAAAAGAAAGUUUCUUGGGGACGCCUCUUCAACACAAGUUCUUCGGGAUCUUGAGAUUUCUUUAAGGACUAAUCACAUAGGGUGGGUUCGAGAGUUUCUGAAUGAAGGAAACAAGGGAUUGGAUGUUCUCAUAGAUUACCUGGCAUUUAGGCUUGAAAUCCUUAGGCAAGAGAAAAGUUUGCAAGAUUCGCCCACUGGCAACCACAAGAAUGGAGUGAUUCCUAAUGGAUAUCCUGUGCCACUUCGAUCUAUCCAGGAGAAGGAUGCUCCAAAUAUUAGAAAGGCAUCCAGACAUAUAGCUAAGCUGAACAUGGGUGAGGCUAAAGAUGACAUUCACUUGUGCAUCAUGUGUCUUCGUGCUAUCAUGAAUAACAAGUAUGGCUUCAACAUGGUCAUAGAACACACGGAGGCGAUCAACUGUAUCGCUUUAAGUUUAAACCACAAAAGUCUAAGGACAAAGUCAUUGGUGUUGGAGCUUCUGGCCGCAAUCUGUUUAGUUAAAGGUGGUCACGAAAUCAUUCUGUAUGCUUUUGAUAAAUUUAAAGAAGUCUGUGCAGAAAGGAGGAGGUUUGAGACACUUAUGGGCUAUUUCAUGAACUUUGAAGAUUUCAAUGUUGAUUUUAUGGUUGCCUGUAUGCAAUUCAUCAACAUAGUGAUUCAUUCAGUGGAAGACAUGAACUUUCGAGUACAUUUGCAAUAUGAAUUCACGCAACUGGGAUUAGAUGACUACUUAGAGAAGCUCCGUCCAUCUGAGAAUGAGGAGCUUCAAGUACAGAUUUCUGCUUAUCUCGACAACGUGUUCGACGUAGCAGCCCUCAUGGAGGACUCGGAAACAAAAGUAGCAGCCCUGGAACGGGUGGCUGAACUUGAAGAACAGUUGUCCAGGGCACAUGAAGAAUACUGUAAAAUGGAGAAUGAAUUGAAUUCAAAACUAGUGGAACUUGAAACUCAAUUAGAGUAUAUUACAAAAGAGAAAACUAACCUACAGGAAUUACACCAACAAGCAGAUGAGAAACUUAAUACCUUGCGACAAACAGUUUCGCAGAAGGAUCUAGAAUCUCGUCAGAGACAAAGCAUGUUGGAAUCAAAGAUAGAGGAACUUGAAAAUUAUCAAAAGUCUUUACCUAAAGGAACAUUAGGUUUAAUGGAUGGAGAAACAAUAGCUACUCCUAUACCACCACCACCACCACCUCCACCUCCUCCACCACUACCUAUAAGUAACAGUGGUCGGUCAACUGGAAUACCACCACCUCCGGGACAGAUGGAAUCUCCUACAGAUGCCAUGACAAUCAAGAAAAUAUACCAGACAAAGUACAAACUACCUACCCUAAAUUGGAUAGCACUUAAGCCUAACCAAGUAAAGGGAACUGUGUUUAGUGAACUGGAUGAAGAUAAAUUGUACAAGCUUAUUGAUUUCUCUGAUUUUGAGGAACAUUUCAAACUGAAUCAGCAGGGUAGUUUUGCCGACCGAACAGAUGACAUUAACUGCAGUAAGCGUUUCAAGGUUUCGGAGAAAAUAACAAUGCUAGAGCACAAACGUUUGCGAAAUAUGGCCAUCUCCCGUCGUAAGUUAAAGUUAUCGAGUGAGGAGGUGGUUCAAGCAAUCAGUGCUCUUGAUUUAAAAGCACUGAACCAGGAGUAUGUUGAGAUACUGCUACGGAUGGUUCCAAAUGACAAGGAAGUAAAAGCCUACAGAGAAUAUGAGAAACAGAAAAGGCCAGUGGAUGGUCUAACAGAUGAAGAUAAGUUUCUUUUGUCGCUUACCAGAGUUGAAAGAUUAACCCAGAAACUUAACAUCAUGAGCUACAUUGGAAGCUUUGAUGAAAAUAUUCAACUUCUCACACCGCAAGUUCACUCCAUUAUCACAGCUUCGAGGUCAACCAAAAAUUCGAAAAAAAUAAGAAAACUGCUAGAGAUCAUCUUAGCUUUUGGUAACUACAUGAAUGGAGCUAAAAGAGGACCAGCAUAUGGCUUUAAACUACAGAGCUUGGACUCGCUGGGAGACACGAAGUCUGCAAAUCGUAAGAUUUCAUUAUUACACUACAUUGCGGAUACUGUCCGGUCUAAGUUUCCUGAUGUUAUCAACCUAGAAUCAGAACUACGAUUUGUAGAGAAAGCUGCAGAAGCUUCUUUAGAAAACAUCCUGAUGGAUGUUAGUCAGUUAGAGAAAGGACUGGAGCUAUGUACAAAUGAACUGCCUCUCCAUGGUGAUGCUAAGGAUGCUGCUAUCUUGAGAGAAUUUUUGACAAACAAUGAAGAAAAACUAAAGAUGCUAAAGGCCAAUACAAAAAUAGCACAAGAAGCCUACUCUGACUGUGUAGAGUACUUUGGUGAAAGUGCACGAACUGUUGCUCCUAACACUUUCUUCUCCCUGUUUGUUCGUUUUUCAAAAGCCUUCAAGCAAGCAGAACAAGAAAAUGAGCAAUGGAGAAAACAAGAACUAGCUGCAAAAGAGGCAGAGGAAAACCCUCCAGCAUAUGUAAGAAAAAAGAACUCUCUCAAUGCACGAAAAAUAAAACAGGAUGCUGUUAUCAAUGAAUUGAAGAAUAAGACGCGUCAGGUCAAAGAAAAAAGGCUUUUGAAACAAGAUGAAGUUUAUAACGGAGCUCUUGAGGACAUACUCUUAGGUCUUAAGAAUGAGCCUUAUCGUCGAGCCGAUGCAGUAAGAAGAAGUCAGAGAAGGAAACAAGAAAAUGUCAGACUUUCUCGAACAAUGGAUGAACUAGAUUUUUAGAAAGUUUUCUUAUAGGCAUGUAAUUAAAUUAAACCAAGUGCUUUGUGUAAGUGACAGUAAUAUGGUUUGGAAAACACUUUUAGCCAGUCAACACAGGAAGUGUAUCAAAAUCUUCGAAAUCAGAUUGUACAAUAUUUUUGAUACAUUUGUAGAGGAGGAGAAGAGCUGUUGUCCAUGAUGUAAAUUUAAGACGUCUAAUACUUUCUUAGUUUACAAUAUGUGUUGUUUGUUUUGGCAAUAGAUAAUAAUAAUAAUGCAUUAUUCAUGGACCAUCAUAGGUUCAUUGAAUGAUAAUACUGUACUGUUCCUCCGAAGCUUGAUGGAAAAUCUCUUGAAAGCAGCACCAUAACCACAACUAAUAUUCUAAUAUGGUGAAACAUAGGUUUUGAGCUAUAACUUCCAUUUAUUUAUAUAUAUAUAAAAUAACCAAGGAAACAACCUUGGAGUCCUCACAGCUAAUUAUGGCUAUGCUUAGAUGUUUUCUUGCCAUUUCAAGAAGCAUUAGUAGGCUCAGUAAUGAUGGAGAAUGGAGAUUACUUGUGCCUUUAAGAUGAAAAUAUUUUUGUUGACAAAAAAUUAAAAUUAUAUUGAAAUUCCACGAAUUUGACAGACGAACCUGUAAGGCUGGAAUUGAAAAUAAUCCCUUAGAAUAUUUUCAUCAAGAAAUUGAUUGAAGAGAGCUAGUUUAAAACGUAAAUGCUCCAAACUUUGAUUUUCUCUUGAUUUUACUUAAAGAUGCAAAACGUUUUCUGGUGCUUCAAGAGGGUGUACAGUGUUUUGUUCAUUUCAUUAAAACUUUCAAGGGACCAAACUAAACAUCUAUCAUUAAAGACGUGUAUUUGUAGUUUUAUAAACCUUUUUUAAUGCAUAAAAAUUGUUUUGUGUAUCGAUAAAACUAUAAGUACUAAAACCAGUUAUUUUUACUAUUUUUAUAAACACUUCAGAGUAUUACUAUAAAGCUAAAAACUAAACUAAACUGAGUAAUGCCACUUUCUAGCUAAAUUGGUUCAAACAAGGAUUUGGUUUUUCAAAACAUAUUUUGUUAUUAAUUUAAUCUGAGCUUUGUUUUUCUUUUGCUUGAACGAUUCAAGUUCCACAUUUCAACUAGUUUGACUGAAACAAUAUAACAAAGUCCACUGCACUUGUGACCUUUAUGUUUGAUAUUGGACAAGUAUUCUGUAGUGUUUCUCUCAGGUUAAGUACAAGGUUUCUAUUGAAGUAUUCUGUGAUUUUAUGUUUUAACUACUGCUCUGAUUCAUUUGGCUUUAGUCUUGUCGUCCAAAUGUAUUCCUGCCAGUUGUUUAUACAUAUUUAUAUUAAUUAUAGUCCAUAUCUUAGUCUUAAACAUUGAAUUUAAUAAAUUAAAAUUGUACAGAAGA